CUUUUUUAGGUGCUUCUCUGAUAAAUAAACAUUAGAUUAGUUACAUAAUUCAUAAUAAAUUUUAAAUAUAUAAAACGCUUGCAUUCUUCUUAAAUAAUAUGAAUACAACGCUGCUGUUGAAAUCAUUAUAUUCAUUUGAUUUUAAAUGGUAGUGUACAGAACCAAUUGAUUAUUUAAAACGCAAAUAUUAUAUUUCAGAUAUAGGUAAACAUUCGAUAUUGUGAAUCCUUUUUAAAUUCAGUGGUUUCUAUUGUAAUGCACUGGGUUAUUUCUGACAUUUCAGUACAUUUUUCCAUCCAUUUUCCGGUUGAAAUGGUAGUGUUUAGGCACGUAGUUGACCGGAUCGAUGACCGCUAAGAUCGGAGAACCGGGAAAUCUUUGGGUGGGUGGGUGGUUUAAUCGGUCGGGUGGGUUCGUUCGGCGAUUUGGCAGUGUGCUUCGGUUGGGCGGAUUGGAUGGAUGGGCGGGUGCGAAAUGUAUCGGCCCUCGAUCACUAGAUAUGCAUUAAUGGUUUUGGUUGGUUGGUGUUUUGGAUUUGGCCCAAGACGUUAUAGACAACUUUGGCGCAUUUAAAUGAAUCGAUGCGAUGCGGCUGUUGUUGUUUAUAUCAAAUCGAACUAAAAAUCUGGUUCCGAGUCGGGCCAGGCAUUAUAUGAAUAUGAUUUCGAGGCGGCGGGUAUUCAAAUCAGUCGGCGCCCCGUGUUUGUUGUUCUUAUUUUAUUCGAUCGGCCCUCUCGGCUUUAGUGAUCCGAAGCCAAAGUCAGGCGCGUGCUAUCCGCCGGUGUAAAUGUGUGUGUGUGUGUGGGCUAUAUACCCGCAUCACACACAGAUAUAUAGAGCCUAUAUGUCGGCGGGUAAGCGGAGCCCGCCAGAGGCGAUAAAAGCCCCAAGAGAUCUCCGAAGUAGAUCAGUUUAGUUGAGAAUUCGCAAACGAGCCAAGAGAUCCCCAGCCAGAUUUAAUCGGUCCGACUUUCAUCGACCAACAGCCCCACCGAUCGCAACUCUAAUGCUUGUCUGGAACGAUAAACAGGAUACCAAUUUCACGUUCAUUUGAGCCAUUUGCUCCACAGACUAGGAAUCGAAUCGCAAUUAAACCGUUCAAUCGAGAGCAUUUCGAAUUUCGUUUGUUUUUGUUUGUUUUGUUUUUUUUUUGUUGUUGUUGUUGUUGUUUUUGGAUUUUUGUUUAUUGUUAAAAGGGCCUGUCUGGUGAUAAUGCCCAGUAGUGUUGCCAACGAGAGCCAGUUCCGAUUCCAGAGCAGUCGCAGUCGGGCCAGCUGUCCCAGCCGGAGUCCCAGUGAGCCGGAAGCGCCGGCCACGCCGGCCACGCCGACCACCGAUGAGGUCGACCAGACGCUCUCCGAGCUGCAGCUCCAAUCGCAGGAGAUCCGGCAGCAGCAGGACCUGAUUGCAUCCACCAGCAGCAAGGGACGCGGACGCUCGGGAUGGCAGGUGAAGGCCUCCAAGUUGUCCGCCAACACGCACAAUCGCAUCCGGAACAUUGUCGAGUCCUUGAAGAUCAAGCCGAAUCCGGAGAAGCCCAUGAUUCCGCUCUCCAUUGGUGAUCCCACAACCUUUGGCAACCUGAAGGCCGCCGAUGAGACGAUGAAGGCGGUGCUGCAUUCGCUGGAGAGCGGCAAGUACAAUGGAUAUGCCCACACCCAAGGUCACGAGGUGGCCCGCCAGGCGGUGGCCAAGUACAGUGCCCACCAGCGGACCGACGGGGACAUCGAUCCGAACGAGGUGGUGCUCUGCAGCGGAUGCUCCUCGGCACUGGAGUACUGCAUCCUGGCGCUGGCGGAUCGUGGCCAGAAUGUUUUGGUGCCGCGUCCAGGAUUCUGUUUGUACCACACGUUGGCCGAAGGACUGGAUAUUGAGGUGCGCUACUACGACCUCCUGCCCGAUCAGCAGUGGCGCGCCGAUCUCGUCCAGCUGGAGAGUCUGAUCGACGAGAACACCGCCGCUUUGCUGAUCAACAACCCGAGCAAUCCAUGCGGCAGUGUCUUCGAUGAGAAGCAUCUGCUGCAGCUGAUUGACAUCUGUGAGCGCCACUACUUGCCCAUCAUAGCUGAUGAGAUUUAUGAACACUUUGUGUUCCCUGGCUCGAAGCACUUGGCUGUGAGCAGUUUGACCAAGGAGGUGCCGGUGCUCUCCUGUGGAGGAUUGACCAAGCGAUUCCUGGUUCCCGGAUGGCGAAUGGGAUGGAUCAUCGUCCACGAUCGCAAACAGCGUUUGGCCAAUGCCAUCGGUGGACUGAAGAACAUGUGUGGUCGCAUCCUGGGAUCCAACACCAUUAUCCAGGGAGCUAUACCCGAGAUUCUGACCAAAACACCACAGUCUUACUUCGACGGGGUUAUUGAAGUGCUUCACUCUAAUGCAACACUGGCCUACAAAAUGCUGAAGCCGGUGCAGGGCCUCAACCCGGUGAUGCCCAAUGGAGCCAUGUACAUGAUGAUCGGCGUGAGCAUCGAGCGCUUCCCGGCCUUCAAGGACGAUACCCACUUUGUCCAGGAGCUGGUCAACGAGCAGAGUGUCUUCUGUCUGCCGGGCAGCUGCUUUGAGUAUCCAGGAUACGUGAGGAUCGUGCUCACCGUUCCGGGACCCAUGAUCGAGGAGGCCUGCUCCAGGAUAGCCGAGUUCUGCGAUCGCCACUUCAAAAAGGACAACCGCACCUUCAUCGAACACGGAUUGCUGGACGAGGAUCUUGCCUUCUGAACUGAGCUGGGAGCAAAACAUUUAUUAGACAUUCUAGACUACAGUUUUUAUCAAGUGUACAUAAGUAAAUGUAUAUAAUAAUAUAUAUAUAUAUAUAUAUAUAUAUAUAUCAAUCAUUAACUAUCCAAUAUAAGGAGUAUUGUCUCAAAAAAUUGCUGGAAAAGUGAAGCGCACACACAGAUCGAGAAAAGGAGCAAGUUAACUGCGGUUAAGUAAAUGGUCGUUAUAGAGGAGGUCUGAAUAUAAAUAUAUAUAUUACGCGGCCUA
Drosophila ficusphila is the source of this 2979-nucleotide messenger RNA. RefSeq names its product tyrosine aminotransferase (gene Tat). Bases 1213 to 2712 code for a protein of 499 amino acids. The record is from RefSeq and is a predicted model, not a curated record. Gene Ontology annotation, molecular function: L-tyrosine:2-oxoglutarate transaminase activity; pyridoxal phosphate binding. The transcript has 4 exons. Lineage: Eukaryota; Metazoa; Arthropoda; Insecta; Diptera; Drosophilidae. Gene Ontology annotation, biological process: biosynthetic process; aromatic amino acid metabolic process.